Messenger RNA from Didymodactylos carnosus, 1596 nucleotides. Lineage: Eukaryota; Metazoa; Rotifera; Eurotatoria; Philodinida; Philodinidae. The record is from the annotation of a GenBank genome assembly.
AUGACAGUGGACGAAAAUCAAUUGUUAUCGGUUGAUAUUCAUCUUUCAAAACUAGUGGACUGGCUUAUUGAUCGUCGACAUUGUCCAAAAGAUUGGUCUGAACGUGCAUUAGCCAUUCGAUCAAAAAUACAACGUUCAAUUCAAGAUAUGCCUGAGAAUGAUGAAAUUAAACGUCUGUUAGAAUCAUCAUGUCUCGAUUAUUUUUGUUGUGUAAAAAUUAUGGAAAUUUUAAAAGAAACUGAAAAAGAUUCACGAAACAUGUUUGGAAUGUAUUCAUCACAACGAAUGAAAGACUGGAAAACAAUUGUAUCUACUUAUGAGAAAAAUUCUGUGUAUCUCGCUGAAUGUUCUCAAAUUCUUCAACGAAAUGUGGCUUAUGAAAUUCCAGCAUUAAAAAAACAAAUAACAAAAGUACAACAGACACGUGAUGAAUGUCAUUUAAGACAUGUUGAACUUGAAAAAAAUAUUCACGAAAUUGAAAAACAAUAUAUACAAUUAUGUACAGAAAUGUCGAUCAAAGGUGAAAGUGUCGAAGCAGAACUGAAUGAACGUAUUGAAUAUUUACCAAUAUUAUGUAAUGAGUUAGUUACAGAAAAAUUGAAUUUAUUAAAACAAGUUUUAAACUUUUAUGAAGAAUUUGUUGUAUAUUUUCAUCAAAGAAAGGAUAGUGAUUUAUUAUCCAUAUUAAAAUAUCUCGUGUAUAAUGGAAAUUUAACAGUUUAUGAAUGGCGUACCGGUCAUGCUCCAACAACUAUUGAACGUCCAAUUCAAAAUUAUAAAACUAUAAACGCUAAAAAUGAAAAUGAAGAUGAGACGAAUCAAAUUAUUGGUCUUGAUGAUGAUAAUAAUUUAACAAUAGAAAGUAUUGAAAUAGAACAAGAAAAAAGUCCUAUUAAAAUUGUCGAAGAUAGCAUUGAUCUUGAUACAGAUAACGGUAUUGACUGGUCGGCAAUCGAUACUGUGCCUGAAUUAUUGGAUCCAUCUGUCGAUCGAAAUAUUCCCACAACACAAUCAAUUACAGAUGCGAUUAAUGAGGCUGUCAUCAUUGAACAACAAAAUGAACGAGAUGGUGGCAUAGCUCGUGGCAAUGAUGCAUUAACAUUACUAGAAAAUCGUUCUACUUAUAUAUUAUUUAUGAAUAAUUUAAACAGAUUGCAAUCGUUUUUAAGACAAUGUUUAUCUGAAUGCAAUAUAAAUGGAACAAUUUUGAUGACAUUUAUCAUGCAAAAUGCACCAUUUUCAAUACAAAAUAAGACAGAAAAUGAUCUAAAAACCUAUUUAUUAGCUAUCGAUUCGAUUUAUUCUCAAAUUUUGACAAAACAAUUUGAACGUUUAUUUUUAAUGCGUGAUUCAUCAAAAUAUCGUGAACGUCUGUUACAAAAAUUUCAACAAAAAACAACGACUAUUGAACGAAAUCGUUACUUACAACGAGAAUACGAUGAAAAAACACAAAGAUGCAACAAAGAUGAAAUAGAAUUAAAACAAAAAUUAAAUUUAUUAAUUCAUUAUACAAAACACUUGAAAGAACAGUUAAGUGAUGGAGAGUUUGAAUUGAUUUUGGGAUUAAAGGUCGCACCAUCUUUUAUACUUUCCUAG